Molecule: messenger RNA, 1143 nt
Organism: Sporothrix brasiliensis 5110
Lineage: Eukaryota; Fungi; Ascomycota; Sordariomycetes; Ophiostomatales; Ophiostomataceae
Exons: 2
Coding region: 1-1143 (380 amino acids)
Source: RefSeq, a predicted model, not a curated record
AUGCUUCCUCCUGUGGAUGAGGCGGUUCUGCGGAACAACCCCGACUUUGCCGCACUCUACAAAACGCUCACAACGGUGAUCCUCAAUCCGGAUGGAUCAACAAAGGCACAUGUCAAUGCAAAGGAGCGGGCGGCCGUUAGAGAGAGAGCAAAAGAAGCGCGGUUACGAGCUGCCAAGAACCACAUCCUUGUUCAGGCCAUCUCUAGCAUUGCCGCACCGCCACCGGCAUCCGAGACUGCGGGUGCAGCGGAGGGAAAGAUUGGUGGUGCCGCAGCUCGCCGAGCUGCGCGUGCUGGUACCGUUCCCCGGCCGGCGCCGCUCGUGCCACCACCCAAGCCGGCCAACGACCUGCCGCCCGACCUGAUGGACCUGCUGAUGCUCCUGCCGCCACUCUUGCAACUGGCCAAUGAGCCAGAGGAGUCGUCAUCUUCUUCGUCGUCGACACUCUCCGGCGAAGACGUCGAGCUGCUCCUGUCCAGCCCCCCCUUCACAUCCCUCCCCCAACACCUGCCGCGCAUUGCCAGCCUUGUGUCUGAGAACCUGCAGACCUCCGCCCGCGGCCUGGCCCGCGUCAUGAACCCGACCACCAAUCCGUCGUACCUGCACCGCGCCGUGCCUGGCCUACCUGCCCAGGUGGUGGCCCUGCAAAAGGCCAUAGUGGACACGCGCAUCAAACUGGCCGCGGAACGGCACGCCACCGCCACCGCUCUGUUGGCGCUGCUCGACCUCCACGCGGCCAACCUCACGAGCCUCAUCCGCGCUCUCGAAGCCAAGCACGGCCCCGUGGCGCGGUCGCUCGAGCUGCGGGCGGCCGAGGUGUCCCUGGCGGCGCAGGCCGGUGAAGUGGACGCCCAGGCCACGAGGGCGGCGGCCGUGCGGGCCGUGUAUCCCCAGGAGGCGGUGACGGCGCUGCGCAACUACGCGAGCCACCUGCGCGACAGCAAGAUGCGGCUGGAGGAGACGAUCCGCGAACGCAAGGCGUUGCUGCGGGAGUACGGGAUCGACGUGGAUGCCGACGACGGCGAAACGGACGAAAAGACCAAGAGCAAGGGCCGUACCAUGCGUGAAAUGGCACGGGUCUACCGCGAGAUGGGGCAGCAGGUGGAGGACGUGCGAAACGACUUGGCACGGCUGGGCCGGUGA